Molecule: messenger RNA, 784 nt
Organism: Aspergillus welwitschiae
Lineage: Eukaryota; Fungi; Ascomycota; Eurotiomycetes; Eurotiales; Aspergillaceae
Exons: 1
Coding region: 23-598 (191 amino acids)
Source: RefSeq, a predicted model, not a curated record
AUCGACUCCUGCUCUUUUCAUUAUGUGGGAGCCGGUAGCUCUCCCCUUCCAGAGCUCCCACCAUUUGCCUACUCCGCUACCUACAAUAAACGAAAUUCGCGCAUGCACCAAUGUUCUGUGGGAGGCCAGGGGCUCUAAGGUUGUGGCAGUGAACAACAAUAUCGUGGUGAAAUAUGGAGUUCGUGUGGAAACCUGGGAAGGCCAGGCUUUAAUCUAUCUUGAACAAUGUGUUCCAGAAGUUCUGGCGCCUCGCUUAUAUGCGAUGCACUGCGAGUCUGAUGAGCGUUUUCUAGUCAUGCAACGCAUUCAUGGAGUACCGCUGAAUUCCCUUUGGUCAUCAUUGGCGCCUUCUGAGAAGGACGAUAUUAUCACUAAACUCCAGCAAGUAUUCGAUGCCAUGAGAAAAGCUGAAUGUCCAUGGCCUGACUUCUUUGGAGGCUUGGAUGGGGGUCCUCUACCUCACUACCUAUUCUAUAGCCAACGUGGCGAUGAUCAUGAGGGAUUUCUCGGGCCCUUUUCCAAUGAAUCUGCCUUCGUUACGGGCCUUGUCGAGAACUAUAGAGCCCUAAUUGAAAAAAAACAAACAUCCAGACUAUAAAGCUCGCUUUUAUGAGAAAUAUCUCCCUCGUGUUCUUCAAGGACACCGGCCCACACUGACGCAUGGGGACAUCCAGCAGAAAAACAUCCUGGUUGUGGAAAACUGCCAAAAUAAUCAAGAUAGACGAUCAUUCGACAUUGUACUUGUUGACUGGGAGAAUGCUGGAUGGUUUCCUGACUUCUGGGA